AUGUCGGACUUGAGCGAAAGACCUAGCCUGCCAUCCAUCAAAUCACUCUUUGGCGUCACCUCCGAAGAUUUACUCGACAGGGAAAACUCAGCAAAGCAGCAACAGCCACCGACUGCAAACGAAGAGCAGCAACAGUCACUCAACUCGCCCACCCGGAGACGAGUACUUCCCUUGCCUAGCUCAGGCUCGGAGCUCUUCCGGUCAGGCAGCUACCACCAGCGGGCGUCCUUUGAGAGCGACAGAGUCUCUGACGCUGGCUCUUGGUGCUCUACCGACAACGAGUCAGGCGGGUCUCACUCGCUCAGACGAUACCAUCAGAACUCCUCCGCUUCCUCAAUCUUGGGCGGCGUCUCUAUCGUCUCUGGACCGCCACCUGCAGGCUCCGCCAGUGCAGGCGUCAGCAGACGGUCCACAAAGUCGGGCAGACAUCGCCGACACGACUCUCACAACGAUCCCUACCGACCGCGAUCCCCGCUCUCGCCCCGAUCUUACUAUACCAGCCUGCCACCCAGGACGAGUUCGCUCGAGACGCCUCAGGAGACAGACGCGGAGUCGACGUUCAUCUCCCGGCUCUCUUCUGGGCCUGCCGCGAUAGACACCCGUCUGACGGCGGCCUCCUUCUCUCUGCAGCCGGUAGCAAAGACGCCUACCCAGCUCACCGCGCCUAAUCUGCUGGGCGGCCUCACCCCGAAAGCUUCUGGUAUCGCCAUCUCGUCCAGUCCCGUAGCGACGGCGCUGGAACCCAUCAGAGCGGUCGAUCCCUCGCUCGAGGGACCAAAUUCACCGGCAAGGCGGAGGACACAAUCCUUGACGGGAAUAUACAUGUCUCAGUCCCAUAAUUCGCCCUACCGGGCGUCAUACGAUGACCAGCUGCAUCCCUCUCUACACGGGACACAGCCACUGGCAUCAGGCUCGACCAGUCGCGUCUUGGACCAAGAUGAGACCAGUCUGGCGCGAGCUCAUUCUGUAGGCAGCAAACGCAACAUCGGCAGCAUCACUUCUUCCCAGAGAACAGAAACUCAGGGCGAUCACGCUAUGGACGAGCAGGAGGCGAACCACUUCAGCGACGAAGCCGACCUCAAGCGAAGACAUAGCUCGUCCUCCGCCAACGCUGUCCGCUACGCUAAUCGCUCGCCUGUCCCGAACCACUUCUCGACCGAACCGGGCCUCUACCAGACUCAUGGAGUCCCGCCGGGCUUCAACGUUGGUCCUGGCUAUCCUGGCGGGCAGCCAGCUGGGCAGGUCGCGCACAGAGCGAGAGUCAUCCCGAGCGGGUCGCCAGCCAACUUUUACGAGUCCUUUGCGAUACCGCGAAAUCAGCCGAGUCACCAUCAGUUCCACCACCCUUCGCAACAACACCCUCAUCUUGCUCGAUCGGCUGACAUGUACGCCCUCGGAAGCUCACAAGGCUCAGAGUCCUCUGAGGCUGCUGCGCGGAUGAGCAAAAUGUCGCUCUUCUCGCCCCGUGCCAGCCAUUCCUCGUCAUCCUUGGGCGGCUCGAUCUACGAGAACAAUGCGUUCUCGCCAGCCCAAUCGGGCUACAGCACUGGCUUGUCAUCUACCAGUCCUAUCUUCACUCCUCAAUUUCAAGGCAAGGGACCCCUGACGCAGUCGACGAGUCGGUCAGACUACGAGGAAUCAGGUCCAGAUACCCAAAGUCCUUACUCGCCAGCGGCCUCUGCCUCUGGGUCCGGCCAUUCGGCGACGCGCUACACUUGUCCAUUCUGCUCCAAGAAAUUCUCUCGACCUUCAAGCUUGCGCAUUCAUGUUUACAGUCACACUGGCGAGAAGCCGUACACUUGCGAACUCUGUCAUCGUGGCUUCAGCGUCCAGUCAAAUUUGCGCCGUCACCUCAAGGUGCACAAGACUCAGCAGUCUGCUACGGCGAGCAAAGAAACCCUCGAUAGCGCCAUGGAAGGCGACGAAGACGAGGAUGAGCAGGCGACCGGCAUUGGCGGCAACCCGGGCCAGACCAGCGCAGAAGCGUUCGAUCCGCCUCUGCAACGAUAA
Molecule: messenger RNA, 2010 nt
Organism: Mixia osmundae IAM 14324
Lineage: Eukaryota; Fungi; Basidiomycota; Mixiomycetes; Mixiales; Mixiaceae
Exons: 2
Coding region: 1-2010 (669 amino acids)
Source: RefSeq, a predicted model, not a curated record